GACUUCUUUGGGUUUCUCUUCUCUCUCUUUUCGAGUUAACCAAUGUCAAUUUUUUAUCCAAUAUGUGUACACAUUUUUAGUCCUUUUUUUAUAACAGUGUUAACCCAUUAGUUUCAUUGUUUUAUUUAUACCUUUCAUGACACCCAACACUUGAACUAUGCCUUAGGCUAGUCUUUUUUACUUCGCUCCCUGUGUCUACGUUUAAUCAUGCUUUUCAACAUUCUUAUCUAAACAUGGCUUCCACUCUGAUUCAACAUCUGAUCAUCUGUUGUCGUCAACUUUAACUUAAUAUGUAUUGAAAAGUGAAAAGGACUCCAUCCAAAUGUACAAUUGUAGUUGGUUAAUGUUACUGUGAUCCGGUACUGUUUUAUAUUUAUCCUUUUGCCGUUUUUCAUUACACCUUGAUUUUUGACCACCUCAAGGAUUUAUUUAAUCAUGGUAACUGACAUUAAAGCUUGGUUUAAUCAUGUCACAGUUUGCUGGAGAGGCUAUUUCUCGAUAAGUGUUAUCUUACUUCUUUCACCUCUUCUCAUUUUCGGCUACAACGAUCCGAAAUGCCGAUGUGCCUUUGUGGUACUUUUAAUGACCAUUUACUGGGCCAUACAACCAAUCCCAAUGGGAGUUACUGCACUGUUUCCCGUGUUUAUGCUUCCAAUCCUUGAACUGGCCACUUCGGAGGAAGCCUGUCGUCCAUAUCUUCAAGAGGCCAACAUGGUUUUCGUGGGAAGCCUUAUAUUUGCUGCGGCCAUUGAGAGUUCAAAUCUUCAUCGACGAAUCGCAUUGUUUGUAUUGAAAAAUAUUGGCUCACAAUUGGACAUGAUUAUGCUCGGAUUUAUGGGAAUCACCAUGUUUAUUGCUUGGUGGAUUACCAAUACAGCUACAACUGCUCUUAUGUUACCAAUAAUGGAUGCAGUCUUACAUGAGAUUCAGCCCAAAGAAACUGACAGUUGGAAUGAUUGUUUAAAAAAAUCAGACUCCAAGAGAGUGGACAACAUUAAUAAUAAUGACACUAAUAAUAAUGAUAAAAAUAAUAGUAUUAAGGGUAAAACUAAUAACAUUACAAACAAUGAUGGCAAUAAUAAUGACACUGACCACCAUCAAAAUGGACAUUUCAUGGUGACAGUUAAUGGUAACAAGGAGAGCAUUGAAUUGUCUGAUGAGAUGGGCUUAAAAGAUCGAACUUUAAAAUCUGGUUCACCCAAAUCAUGGAAUAAUCAGCAAACAAAUGACAAUCAAGAUGGCGAUUCCAGUGUAUUACAAAGCUCUUCAAAUCCAACAAGUGAAUCCAAAAUUGCUCAGUUGCGUAAAAUCAUGUACAUUUCAAUAUCAUCCUCAGCCAAUGUGGGUACAACUACAACCUUAACAAGUGGCGGACCCAAUUUGGUCUUAGCUUAUGUACUAGACGAGUGGUAUCAUGAAAGGACUUCAGUUGACUAUCUGAACUGGCUAAUGUUUGCUGCUCCUGGUUCAUUGUUGACCAUCCUGUUGAACUGGAUUAUAUUCAAAUAUCUCUAUCUGAGAAAACAUAAAGUAUCAAAGACCAAUUCAAAAGCAAAUAAUGUCUUACAAGAAAAGUAUAAACAACUUGGAACUUUAAGAUUCCAUGAGAUUGCAGUCGUUAUUUUAUUUGUUACCUUAGUGCUUCUAUGGAUGUUCCGUGAUCCUCAAUACCUUCGUGGAUGGUCCACAAUUUUUCCCGAAAAAUAUCGACCCAGAGAUGCUGCCGUCGUUAUUUUCAUGGUGGCAGUUUUGUUUUUUAUACCCUCAAGACCCUUUGGACCCUAUCCUUCGCCUGGUUUAAUCGAAUGGCCCAAAGUACAAAAUAAACUCGUUUGGAGUGUUAUCCUCCUUCGUGGUGGAGGUUACGCAGUUGCUAAAGCCACUCAGACUUCAGGACUUUCUGCAUACCUUGGAAACAUGUUCACAAAGAUUAACGGUCUUCCAGUUGUCAUGCUUAUCAUCAUUUUUGCCAUCAUUGCUGGAUUUUUAACUGAAUUUGCCAGCAAUUCAACAACCGCUACAAUCGUUUUACCUGUUGUUGCUCAAGUUGCUGCAUCAAUUGGAAUCAAUCCAUUAGUCUUCCUGAUUCCUGUUACCAUGGCUUGCUCAAUGUGUUUCAUUUUACCAGCAGGAACUCCAGCCAAUGCGUUAGUCUAUGAACAUGCUGGUCUAAAACCUUCUGAUAUGGUUAUUCCAGGUUUAUUGAUGAAAGUCACCAGUUUAGCUGUUAUCGUUGCUAAUCUUAACCUUCUUGGUUAUCCAAUUUUCGGAUUAUCAACAACACCAGACUGGGCUCGAGCAACAUUCAACAGUACUUUAAUUUCUUGACAGCAUAUUAUUCAACAACUAAUUUACGCUAGUUAACAUCCAAUUACUAUUACUAUAAAUUGGAUUAGUAUUUACUAUUGUCGACUAAUUAUUCUGUUGACAUGAAAUUUUGCAAAACAAUUAUUUUUUGACUUUAUUAAAUAAUAAUGCAAUUUUUUCUAUUAAA
This is a messenger RNA of Tetranychus urticae (two-spotted spider mite), 2494 nucleotides long. RefSeq names its product Na(+)/citrate cotransporter. The record is from RefSeq and is a predicted model, not a curated record. Gene Ontology annotation, biological process: transmembrane transport; succinate transport; citrate transport. Gene Ontology annotation, molecular function: citrate transmembrane transporter activity; succinate transmembrane transporter activity. Gene Ontology annotation, cellular component: plasma membrane. Lineage: Eukaryota; Metazoa; Arthropoda; Arachnida; Trombidiformes; Tetranychidae.